AUGCUGACGCCAACUGUUCGCUCUCAGUGGGCCACGCGCGAUGCUGCUGCACGUCUUGCUGUGCGGGUGUUCUCCUUCCCCUCUCCUGCCCUCUGUCGCCUCUCCCGCUGCGGCCUGACCUCGUUGGUCUUGAGUCGGUCGGUGCGGCGUCUGCCCCUAGCGGGAGACGCCGCGCUGGCAAGGGCAAGGGGGGAAAGGGAGCGGGUGGGGCCAGUGGGGGCGGUGGCGGUGGAGGUGGAGGCGGCGGAGGGAGUGGGGGUGGCGGUGGAGGUGGUAGCGGGGGUGGGGGUGCUAGUGGCGGCAGUGGAGGCGGGAGUGGCGGCGGCGGUGGCGGUGGUAGCGGAGGUGGCGGAGGUGGCGCCGGUGGAGGUGGAGGCGGGGGCGGUGGAGGCGGAGGCGGGGGUGGCGGAGGUGGAGGUGGUCGGAGUGGAGCUUCGCAGCGGAGCGGCACUGGUGGCGGUCAGCGCCAGCAGCAGCAGCAAGCAGCAGCAGCGUUCUCGCGACGUCCCCACCCCUCAGCAGCUCCGUGAGUGGUACACGCAGCGUCAGCGCGGUGCCGGUGAGGCUUCUGCUCUAGGUGCCAGUGCGUCUGUGCUCUCAGGUGCUCGUGAGACUGCUCUCUCAGGUACUAGUGCGUCUGUGCUCUCAGUCCUCCCGUGUCCGGCGGCUCCCUCUGGCACCCUGUCUGGUCUCUACCUCCCCUCGUUCUCUACGAACUUGGUGAGUGGUGCUGACCUACAGGAUGCGGGAGUCCACCAGUUCACCCCUGCUCGUCAGCGAGUGACGCACUGCACAGAGGCUAGCACGGGUCGUCACCUGGCUACGUUUACACGUCAGCCAGGGUCGAGCCUGUACACACUGACCACUGCUUCUCCUCCAGGUGCUGAGUCUGGUAGAGUCCCUUCGUCUGGUCAGGUGUUUGCUCCAGCGUCCAGGGCCUUGGCCCUGCCUGUGUCCCCUGUGUCGAGAGGCGCCAGCGUGCUGCCCCUCACUUCUCCCAGUUUCCUCCGACAGAGGCCCCCGUUGCAGACGCUUCACAUGGACGUGUGGGGCCCUGCCCACGUCCGUGGACUCGGUCACGAGCGCUACUUCCUGUUGGUGGUUGACGACUACUCGCGUUACACCACAGUCUUCCCCUUGCGCAGCAAGGGUGAUGUCACUGAGGUGCUGAUCGACUGGAUCCGCGCAGCUCGUCUCCAGCUCAGGCAGAGCUUUGGCUCGGACUUUCCUGUGUUGCGUCUGCACUCGGACAGAGGCGGAGAGUUCUCCUCUGGCCUUCUGCGUGCCUACUGUCGUGCGCGAGGCAUCCGCCAGACCUUCACGCUUCCGGACUCCCCGCAGCAAAAUGGGAUUGCAGAGCGCCGCAUUGGCAUGGUCAUGGACGUCGCUCGUACGUCCAUGAUGCAUGCGGCUGCCCCCCCAUUUUCAGUGGCCGUUUGCGGUCAGGUUGGCGAUGCGUCGGCGUUCCGGGUCUGGGGAUCUCGGGCGUUUGUCCGCGACUUGUCUGCGGACAAGCUGUCCCCUCGCGCUGCUCCCUGCGUCUUCCUGGGGUUCCCCCCCGACGCCCCUGGGUGGCAGUUCUACCACCCCACCUCUCGACGUGUUCUGUCCUCCCAGGACGUCACGUUCGACGAGUCGGUACCCUACUACCGCCUCUUCCCCUACCGCACUCCGUCCCUCCCCCCGCCCCCGCUCUUCUUGGUGCCAGGUCCCCCCCCGGUAGACCCCCUCCCCCCUCAGGGUCCUGCCCCUUCAGGUGUGUCCCAGGUAGACGCGGUCGAGCCUGUCGAGGUCACUGGUGACUCUGGUGCUGCUGCGCGAGCUGAGCCUGGGGUGCUGAGCCUGGAGGUGCUACACUUGGGGGUGCUGAGCCUGGGGGUGCGGAGUCUGGAGGUGCUGAGCCUGGGGGUACUGAGUCUAGGGGUGCUGAGCCUGGGGGGUGCUGGGCCUGGGGGUGCUGAGCCCGGGGGUGCUGAGCCCGGGGGUGCUGGGCCUGAGGGUGCUGAGCCUGGGGGUGCUGAGACUGGGGGUGCUACGCCUGGAGGUGCUUCGUCUCGUCGAGAGCCACUCUCCCCACAGGAGCUGCGUGAGUGGUUUGCCCGGCGCUGGAGGCGUGCUGCUGGUGCUGGAGGUUCUUCGGCUGCAGAGGGUACUUCUGCCGAGCGUCCCGGAGGUGCUCGUACUGUAGGUGCUGGAGCUGCUGGGUCUGAGGGUUCUCCUGGAGCUGGUGCUGCUGAGGGUGUUGGCGCUGAGACUGCCGCUGACGGUCCGACUGGCAGUGCUCCUGGUGGUGCUGCUGGAGGUUCUGGAGCUACUGGAGGUGCUGCUGGAGGUGCUGCUGGAGCGGGUACUCCUGCUGGGGGUACUGGUGCUGUCCCUGCUGUUUCUGGCGUCGCCGCGCGGCCCCGACCGUACUUCGUUCCGCUCCUGCAGCAGGUUCUUGGUCUUACACCUUCUCCUGGUCCUCCUCCUCCUCCCUUAGAGGGUCCACAGCCUGUCUCGUCACAGUCACAGCUACAGCCUGCCUCCCCUUUGCCUGCUCCUUCUCCCUACGCUGGUCCGACUGGAGGUCUUACUGAGCGUCGUGAGCCUGCGUCUCGUCCUGCGUCGCCUGUUCGUACUGCGCGCGCUAGUGGUCGCGGUUCGCGUCAGCGUCCUCCUCCUGUCCCUGGCACGCACCGGAUGUCUCUGCGUCCUUUGGACUCUCUUCGUGCAGCCAGUCCUUCUGUCACGCGUCUCCUUGCUACUGCUGUCACUGACCCUUCUUUUGAGUCUUCUGCUGCGUCUGCCCUUGUCACUGAGCUCGUCGACUUUGCUGCUCGCUGUCGUCAAGACUACGCUGCUAGUCUUGUCGCUGAGUCUGAGUCUGCCUGUCCUCCGUCCGUCGGGGGUGAGUGUGCCCUUAGCACAGACGUCCUUGAGGACAGGCAGGAGGAGUUCCAGUGUCUGGCCGCUGCUUCACCUCAUCUCGCGUCUGCAGCUAUGGAUGCAGAGAUGGCUUCCUGGAAGUCCACAGGCACCUACGUUGACGCUGUCCCCCCUCCUGGGGCGAACAUCGUCAGUGGCAUGUGGAUCUUCAGGGUGAAGCGGCCGCCGGGUUCUCCGCCUGUCUUCAAGGCGCGUUACGUGGCUCGUGGCUUCAGUCAGCGGCAGGGGGUUGACUACUUUCAGACCUUCUCCCCCACCCCGAAGAUGACCACUCUUCAGGUACUGCUGCACGUUGCUGCUCACCGUGACUACGAGCUGCACUCUCUCGACUUCAGCACAGCUUUCUUGCAGGGCAGCCUGCACGAGGAGAUCUGGCUGCGUCGCCCACCUGGCUUCACUGGGUCUUUCCCUCCUGGUACCCAGUGGAGUCUCCGGCGUCCAGUCUACGGUCUCCGCCAGGCGCCACGUGAGUGGCAUGACACACUGAGGACUACGCUGGCGGCACUUGGGUUUGCUCCUUCUACUGCCGACCCGUCGCUGUUUCUGCGCACCGACACCUCUCUGCCGCCGUUCUACAUCCUCGUGUACGUCGACGACUUGGUCUUUGCCACAGCUGACACUGCUGGACUCGCCUACAUGAAGUCCGAGCUGCAGAAGAGACACACGUGCACUGACCUGGGUGAACUGCGCAGCUACCUUGGCUUGCAGAUCACCCGGGACAGAGCACGCCGCACCAUUACCCUGACUCAGUCACACAUGGUGCAGCAGGUCCUUCAGCGCUUCGGCUUCACCAUUCUCGCACGCUAUGUUGCUCCUGGGAGACACCGACCAGAGCACAUGGCUGCAGCGAAGAGGGUGUUGCGCUACUUGUGCAGUACGUCGGGCAUGGGGCUAGUGCUUGGAGGGCGCAGUCCAGUGGUCCUCACUGGGCACGCGGACGCUUCUUGGGCUGACGACCAGGCUACGCAGCGGUCGUCACAGGGUUACACCUUCAGCCUUGGUUCCGGCUCUGUUUCGUGGCGGGCUACCCGCUCGUCUUCUGUUCUCGGCUCCAGUUGUGAGGCUGAGAUCUACGCCGGGGCUAUGGCUGCACAGGAGUUACGCUGGCUCACCUACCUGUUGACCGACCUUGGAGAGCCGCCUCGUUCUCCUCUAGUCCUGUACGUAGACAACAAGGCCAUGCUGGCCUUGUGUCGAGAGCAGCGAGUGGAGCACAGGACAAAGCACAUUGCUCUCCGCUACUUUCUUGCUCGUGAGCUACAGCAGCGUGGACAGUUGCGACUUGCGUACGUGGCCUCUGAGGCCAACACUGCUGAUGUCUUCACCAAGGCACUUGCGCCUUGUGAUCAUCAGCGUUGCUGCACGCAGCUGGGCCUUGUGCCUGUCUUGCCUCACUUACUCACUUCUUGA
Closterium sp. NIES-65 is the source of this 4338-nucleotide messenger RNA. NCBI's taxonomy places the organism in Eukaryota, Viridiplantae, Streptophyta, Zygnematophyceae, Desmidiales, Closteriaceae. The record is from the annotation of a GenBank genome assembly.